Diaporthe citri is the source of this 2655-nucleotide messenger RNA. RefSeq lists its product as uncharacterized. The transcript is spliced from 6 exons. Lineage: Eukaryota; Fungi; Ascomycota; Sordariomycetes; Diaporthales; Diaporthaceae. Gene Ontology annotation, biological process: regulation of DNA-templated transcription; DNA-templated transcription. The record is from RefSeq and is a predicted model, not a curated record. Bases 1 to 2655 code for a protein of 884 amino acids. Gene Ontology annotation, molecular function: DNA-binding transcription factor activity, RNA polymerase II-specific; DNA binding; zinc ion binding.
AUGAUGGAGACAGAAACGAGCCCCGGCCGCAUGGAGGUCGAGGGAGAGGCCGAUGCCGAUGCCGACAAGAGGUCCUUCAGAGACUUCUCCGCCGCGGCCGCUGACGGAGACGAGUCGAGGGAGCACGCCCGUCCCAGGAAGAGAACACGACGGGCCUGUGACAAGUGCUCUUCGUCGAGGACCCGGUGCGAUGGUGAAAACCCCUGUCGCCGCUGCGAAGACUACGGCUAUACCUGCCGCUACAACCGCGAGAUCAAGAAGCGUGGCCGUGCUCCUACCACCUCCUUGGGAAACCAUGCGGCUCGCUCGGAUUCAACCGGCUCGACCACCCCCAGCGCCAAGGUCAAGCGCCAAUCCUUGGGCGCAAUAUCGCCUUCGCCUCCGGUGGCAUCGCCGGAUACAAGCCUGCCACCGCUGCACUUUCCCCAGUCUAACGAGCGUUAUAGGGACAGCAUCAGCCUGUCCUCUGCUCACCCGCAACGUCCCUCCUACGACGAUGGCCGCGCCUCCAUCUCACACAUUGUCAUCCAGCCGUCCCCUGCCCCCGUGCAGUCCCCCUCCUACCUGUCGUCGCCCGCCUACAGCAACACCCACACCCAGAUACAGCUGUCCUCCCUCCUAGAGCCCAGCGCCGAAUCGCCAGUCCUCAAGAAGACCCAUGAGAGCCCGCCCCAGAUGUCUGCACAUGCUGGGCGCACCAGCGACCCAGAGCCCCUGGUGUCCAAUGCCAGUGUGGGCUAUCCCUCCCCGGCAAAUGCUGGCUCACCUCCCCAGCGUGCGCCCAGCAACCGCAGCAGGCAGUCCUUCAGUAACUGCCUGCCACCUCUCCCCCAUGGUCGGGAAUCUGUCAGCACGUCCAACGGCCGUGAGGGGUCCAUCCCGGAGGUUCAGAAGCAGCACAACUCGCUGUACAAGGCGCCCUCGGCCGACUGUCGCUACAGGUGCCUGGACCCUAUUCUUCCGUAUCUGAGGGACAUUAUCCCGGCAUCGGUGGCUUGUGACCUCCUCGAUGUCUACCUCACAGAGCCUGGUAGCUCUCUGUUCCGCUGUGCCUCGCCAUAUAUCCUGACUCGUAUAUUCCGCAAGAACUCACUACUACACCCCACGCACCCACGACAGACUACCCCGGCCCUGUUGGCGACGAUGCUCUGGUGUGCUGCUCAGACGGCCGACAUAGUGCUGCUUCACGUGCCGGGAUCCCGAGCUAAAAUAUGCAACGCAUUGUAUGACCUAGCAACCGCUCUGAUAUCGGACAGAGAUCCGGACCGGUGGCGAAGGAUACAUGGCGGCUUGCGGGGCGAGAGCGAUCAGCCACAGACGGGCUAUGAGUACUCGUCAACCCAGCCCCUGCUGACCGCCAAGAACGAGCCCGCCGGGGUCAUCGACGAUGUGCUAACGUUCAUCCUCUUGUCCAUCGCGGUCUCCGGGGGCGAUUUCAAAAGCGACUGCUUCAAGUGGUGGAGCAAGGCGGUCCGGCUGACCCUCUCGCUGGAACUGAACAGGGAGGAUGAGCGUUGUUCGGCCACUGUGUCUCCAUGCGCGAACCCUCUGUGCUCUUGUAAACGCGAACAGGAAGCAUUCUCCUUGCCCGGUAUGGAAGCUAGAGAGGAACGAAGGAGGGUCUUCUGGUUGAUUUACUGCCUCGACCGGCAUUUGGCGUUGUCAUUCAACCGCGUUCUCGACAUCCCGGACUCCUACUGUGAGGUCUAUGCUCCUCUGCCAGAGAACAUCUGGGAGAACCUGGACACCAUAGCACCCAAGGACAUUCCGCCGAGGGUAAUUGGUGCUUCAUCCAUCAUCACCGGGACAGGCUUCUUCGAAUAUUUCCUGCCACUAAUGAGCAUCCUCGGCGACAUAAUCGAAGUACACCAUCGGAGGUUCCACCCUCGCCUAGGCAUAGUCGACGACACACACGCCGUGGCCAUCAUCGGCGACCUCCUCGCGAAUUGCGAAGCCAGCAUCGACAAGCUGCGGCAGGAGAUCGAGAUUGUCGAGUACGCCGCGCCAAUGCCCACGCCGGGGGCCGGGCCCAGCAUCAAGGACCUCAUCUCGGGCUACUCCAACCUCCCGCCCCCAUCCCAGGGGCCCCCACCGACGACCGUGCCUCAGCCGACGGCAGCAGCCACCCGGGCCAAGGACCGCUCGCGGCUGCAGCUGGUGACGGCCUACUCGACGCACAUCCUGCACGUGCUCCACGUGCUCCUCCACGGCAAGUGGGACGCGAUAUCCAUGCUGGACGACGACGACGACUGGAUCACGAGCGCGCGGUUCAACAACUGCGCGUCGCACGCCAUCGCGGCGUCCCAGGCCGUGAGCCAGAUCCUCAAGUUCGACCCGGAGCUGACGUUCAUGCCGUACCUGUUCGGCAUCUACCUGCUCCACGGGAGCUUCAUCCUGCUGCUGUUCGCGGACCGCAUGCCGCGGGUGGGGCCGAACCAGAGCGUGGAGCAGGCUUGCGAGACGAUCAUCAGGGCGCACGAGGUGUGCGUGGUCACGCUGAGCACGGAAUUCCAGAAAAACUUUCGCAAGGUGCUACGGUCGACGCUGUACAGCGUACGUGGGUCGAGCCCCACGGAGUGGGAGGAGCACAAGGCCAGGCGCAGGGCUCUUUCUUUGUAUCGCUGGACGAAAGGAGCCAAAGGGCUGGCGCUCUGA